AUGCAAGAAGAGGUCAUAGAAAGCGACUUUGAGGACUCCAUCAAGGAGAUUGAGCAACCACGAGCAGAAGAAACUGACGUGGAAAACUUUACAGAUUUUGAAGACACUUCAAAUAAUACAGCGGAACAUCACAAUGUUGAGGAAACUGUGGAAGAAGAGGAGGUACCGGUAUUUGACGAGGAUUUUGAUUUUUCAGCAGAUCCUGUGGAAGAAAUGAAAAAGUCAUUGACAUACCUAGAUCCAGAGGAUCCACCAAGACCUUCGAGAUCAUCAAAUACUUCCUCUAAUAACACUAUGACAUCAGCUAGUGUGAAGCUUCCAGCAUCACCAAUUAAGGACACUGAUAGCUCCAUGCAAUCUCCAAAACGAGAUAUUUCAGGAGCUACAAAACAAAAUCAAGAAUAUGUUGUCAUGCAACGGAGUUUAGUGAAAGAAGAUUUAGAAAAUAUUUCAGGCAUCUUCAAGCAAGAAUUCAAGCAAGAAUUCUCUGAAGAGAGAGCAAAAUAUCUUUCUCAAAUCGAAGAAUAUCAAAAAACUAUUGAAAGACAAGAGGUUCAAAUCAAAGAGUUUCAAAAAAAGCUUCUUGAUCAGGAACUCAAAGAAAAAACAUUAUUGAAUGAGCUUCGACAAGAGCAAGAAGAAAUCAUUCACAGAAUGAAAAUUAAUUUUGACCAAGAGAAACAAGCAACCGUGAAUAAUGUUCGAAUAGAAUAUGAAUCUACCAUACAAAAAUCCCAACUUAAAAUCGAACAACUAAAGGAGGAAGUAAAACAACGUGAUUUACGGUGGCAAGAGGAAAAUGAAGAGUUUUUAAGGAGACUCGCAAGAGAGAAAGAACGAACGGAUCUUACUAUUGCCACCGAGAUGGAAAAUAUGAAAAGACGAACUCAAAUGGAGAUUGACCAACUUCACAAGUUACAUGAAAUUGAAAAAGCUGCUUUGAUUCAACGCCAAAAAGAUGAAAUUGAGGAACAUAAACGUAUUUUGAAAGAAGAGCUUCAAUCGAAGAUGAAACACGUUGAGGUAGAGUCCUCUUUGAACGAUUUAAUCAAGAAAGUGGAAGUUAAUGCUCAUUCUGUAGAAACGCUUCACAACAGGCUCUAUGAAGAUCAAAUGAAGCUGCUUAAACAAAAAGAAGAUCACUUGCUGGUAAGAGAACGAUUAAUUGCCGAGAGCGAAAAACAUAUCCAAAAGCAAAAGGAGGAAACCAAUGCAGAACGGACACGUAUUCAAACAUUGUUUGUAGAAAUGGAAACAAAGAUGCAAGGAAUUCAGAAAAAUUAUGAAGAGGAACGCCUUUUGACAAUGAAGAAAGACAGAGAGCUUGAAGAAAAGAAACGAAUCUUUGAAAAAGAAUAUGAAGCAAAGAUGAAGGAAAUUUAUGGAAUGAGAGAGGCUCUCGAUGAGGAAAAGAGCAAAUUCAUUGUGGAAAGACAACAAUUCAUGGUUGAAACUCAAGAAGAAAGAUCCAGGCUUUCAAGAGCUCAAAAAGAAAAUUUGGCAGAACGCGAAUCAGCAAGAAUUGAACAUUCAGCACGAAUGAAAGAUUUAUUUGAAAAGGAAGCAAAUUUAUCUGCGGAGAAGAAAAAUUUAGAAGAAGAACGAAGACUCAUCAAAGAAAUGAAAGAUCUCAUUGAAAGGGAACGUAAAGAUAUCGAGGAGUUAAAAACAACUCUUGUGAAGGAAAAAGAAGCCCUUUACCACCAACAUGAGGCUGUUUCUCAAAAGAUGAUACAGGUACAGACUGAUGCUGAGCAUAUAUCAGCAAAAUAUCACGAAAUUAUGAAGGAAAAAGCCGAAAUAGAGAAGAUGAGAAACGAAGCGGAAGCUCUCAACAGAAAUUAUUUAUUGGAAAAGAAGAACCUUAAACAAUUAGAAAAGCAAUUACAAGACCAAAGAAAAAUGCUUGAAAUCGAACGACUGGAGAUUACCAAAACUAGAAAGCAACUAGGUGUCGAAAAGGCUGAGAUUGCAGCUCGAUCAGAAAGAAUUAGAAAGACCGAAAUGACUCUCAAUGAACAAUUGAAAUUUAUGAAUUUGACUUCAUGUGUGGAAAAGGAUGUCAUGGACGAAGAAGAAGAGAUUUCUCCACCAAGGAACCGAAGACAUUCAAGAGAACGAGACUAUUCUGACAAAUCAGAUCAGCUGUCGUAUGCAGACAAUGUGAGCCAUCAUAGCAACGAUAGUCCUGCUGCAAAUGAGAGAAGGUAUUCUACUCCAAUACUCGAAAAAAGAAGAGAAGACACCACAAGACCUUCCACAUAUUCCGGAGGAUGGAUUUCUUCAGCCUACUAUGACGUCGAUGACAUGAGAAAUGAAUGGAAAAUUAAGGAACAACAAAAGUUUUUAGACCAGAUCAGUUUGCAAAAGAAGGUUUUUCUUGGUAGCAACCCAGUCGAAAUGAAUUCGAUGGAAUCAUCCACCUCUAUUCCAGUCUCUUCAAGUUGCAGCAAUCCUUUUCAAGGCUCUUCACUCAAUUCACACUUUACUCCCUUACAGCCAAUGGACAACACAAUCACCACACUUUCCAGCCAAACCAACUCUCCUCUUUCCACACAAAGGCAAGAAUCUGGUUUGUAA
Molecule: messenger RNA, 2580 nt
Organism: Naegleria fowleri
Lineage: Eukaryota; Heterolobosea; Eutetramitea; Acrasida; Naegleriidae
Exons: 1
Coding region: 1-2580 (859 amino acids)
Source: RefSeq, a predicted model, not a curated record